Molecule: messenger RNA, 1103 nt
Organism: Aspergillus uvarum CBS 121591
Lineage: Eukaryota; Fungi; Ascomycota; Eurotiomycetes; Eurotiales; Aspergillaceae
Product: oxidase ustYa family protein
Exons: 5
Coding region: 154-1026 (290 amino acids)
Biological process (GO): mycotoxin biosynthetic process
Source: RefSeq, a predicted model, not a curated record
CCUCAGGCCAUCCGACUUGGUCGGUCCAAGACUAGGAAUAAACAUCCCGCUUGAUCGCCUUUCUCACAUCUACUCCCGUUUUCCUGAAGAUUCUUUUCUGUUUCUGCAUGUUGUUGGGUUUUCUCUUGACACUUUCGGUGGGCUGUUUUCACGAUGAAUCUCUCCAGAGAUACCAACCCCUUCGAGGACAAGAUGCCCUCCUCCGAACGCUCCACCUCAACCGACAGGGAGAGGCUCCUCAUAGAUGAGGAGGCUACUCACUGGUCGCAAAACAACCGUUCCUCCAAGUCCUUUCUUGGAGGAUGGUUACGAGUGUUGUUUGUGGUUGCGGUGGCGGUUUUGUCGUGUUUGGUGGGGGUUUUCCUAGGGCACAACCAGAGGGACUUGGACAAGUCGUGCACGCGGCGGACGACACAAUAUUCACCUGUCAUCGGACAAGUUGGGCUCAAAUACCACCAACAACCCUUCAACGGCUCUCUGCUGAAGCAAAACAUCUUCCGGCAAGAUGCAAGCCCUGAAGUGGACGCAGCAUGGGAGUCCCUCGGUGCCAACUUCCGCGCCAUCAGGGUCCCCGCCGAGGAUGCCCAGAAAUCUGGCUUGGCGAAGGACCAAGUCAAGAUCCGGGAGAAGUAUGGCGGGGGGUAUCCCGCCAACGUGGAGGGCUUCCACCAUUUGCACUGCCUGAACCUCCUCCGUCAGUCCUUGUACUACAACUACGACUACUAUCACAACCUUGGCACCGGUGCCUUCACCAACGACGACUACAUUGUUCGACACCACGUCUCGCACUGCCUCGACGUCCUCCGCCAGGAGCUCAUGUGCAGUCUCGACGUCGGCGUCCUCGGCCAGGUCUGGGUGCAUCCCGAGCACCCGGAGCCCUUCGUGGACUUCAACACAAAGCACCAGUGCCGGAACUUUGAGGAGAUCCGGGAAUGGGCGGAGAAGCACCAGCUGCCGGAGACGGUGCCGUCGGACUUUCUGGAGCCGCCCUUGUUGACGGAUCGGGUGUACGAGGAGAUUCCGUGAGGGGAUGGAAUUGAGGCUUGUAUAUAUAGAGCUGAGCAAUACUAUUGGCGUAUAUGACUGUUUACUUUGCCGUCCUG